UAAUAUAUCCAUAAUCUGGUCAGGCCUUCAAUGUCACAUUUGUUGUGUGUGAAGUAGCAACAUUUCUGACAGCGAAUUAUUUGUAUCUAAACAUGUUAAAUAUGUACAAAUUAAAUAGCGUAUUGGUUAGUUCUGUGAGUAGCGUGUGCCGACAGUUGUCGGGCUCCUUAAAUGCAUUCGGAAGCUCUGCGAAAGUGUUCAUCGGUUGUGAAAGCAUCGGCUUGCAGAGAACACUGUGCACCAGUGCAGUCAGACGUCAGGAGACCGCAGCAUCCACCACCAGCUCUGCGAAGACCUCCAGAGACUCAAGCAUUUUCCCUCCAAUAAUUGGUGAGGAGAGUUCACUAAGAUGGGGUGGAAAAAAGUUUGAGGAGUUACCAAUCGCUCACGUUAAAGCGACAUACAACAACACACACAUCCAGCUGACGGAGAGCACGGGACAGUCGAUGGUCAGGACGUCCUGCGGAACGGAGGGCUUCAAGAACAUCAAGAAGUCGACGCCCAUCGCCGCUCAGACGGCGGGCAUCUCUGCCGCCGCGAAAGCCACAGCGAAGGGAGUGAAGUUUGUGCGCGUUGUGGUCAAAGGUCUCGGUCCUGGACGUCUGUCCGCCAUCAAAGGCUUGACGAUGGGCGGCCUGGAGGUGAUCUCCAUCACAGACAACACGCCCGUGCCGCACAAUGGAUGCCGCCCACGCAAAGCCAGGAGGACAUGAUUUCCCCCCCACCCUCACCCCUGUCCCCCUCCACGACCAGAAUGCACCAGGAGGAAGUGGUUGUGUCGUAAUUUGCUAAUAAACGUUUUUUUUUUUGUUGUGUAACCUUCCCGCCUCCGAGCUUGAAUCUCACAUAACUUGUAAAUUCCCGUAAAUAAUUGCAGAUUGCGUUA
Molecule: messenger RNA, 886 nt
Organism: Gasterosteus aculeatus aculeatus (three-spined stickleback)
Lineage: Eukaryota; Metazoa; Chordata; Actinopteri; Perciformes; Gasterosteidae
Gene: mrps11
Product: mitochondrial ribosomal protein S11
Biological process (GO): translation
Cellular component (GO): ribosome
Molecular function (GO): structural constituent of ribosome
Source: RefSeq, a predicted model, not a curated record